AUGCCAAGUGUAUCAACCUUGCUGACCAACACGUCUCUGGUGAUCCUUCAGAGUCACGUCAGCUUCAGUUACCCUCGACCCCAUGUGCCCAACGUGAUCGAGACCGGAGGAAUGCAUAUCCAACAACCACAGGCGCUAGCAAAGGAUCUGGAGAAACUAAUGGACGCCGCAGAGGACGGCAUCAUAUUUUUCAGUAUGGGUUCUGCUGUAAAGAGCUCAGAUUUUCCAGAGGAGAAGCUCCAGGCCUUUAUAGGCGCGUUCUCCAGGCUGAAACAACUCGUCCUCUGGAAGUGGGAGAAUAACACGAUGCCUGGAAAACCAGCGAAUAUACCGCGAGAAGCGAAGCUGCGGUCCCGCCUGUUCUGGGACCGCCCGGAGAGCCCUGUGGAGACGGCCGUCUACUGGACGGAGUACGUGCUGAGGCACCGGGGAGCCCCCCACCUGCGCAGUGCGGUCCUCGACCUCAGCUGGUACCAGUACCUCCUGCUGGACGUCGCUGCCCUGCUGCUGUCUGGAGCGCUCCUGGCCUUGCAUCACCCAGCAGUAGUCUUUUUACUGCACUUUCUACAGGCCACGGCGCUGCAUCUCUAUAAGAUGAAGGGUGGCUGGCUACUUGCUCUGGUGAUAUCCACGACGUGUGGCUUGUUUGUUAGCCAUGUGAACGCGGCGAAUGUGUUGGCCCUUUUUCCCCUGCCAGCCAGGAGUCACUGGUUUUCGCUCAAACCGCUCAUCACUGGGCUGUCCGAAAGAGGUCACAACAUCACACUGCUGAUAACUGAGUCAGAGGAAGAUAUACCUGAAAACUGGAACGUUAUCAGAAUCCCAGCGGUAUUUCCAAUGACCUUGAUGAAACAAGAUAUGAUGAAACUAAGCUCAACGAAAGGCAUGAAACUAUAUGAUAUAUUCAUUGACGCUGGCAUCGAAAUGUGUGAAAAUCUCUUGCCACUGGAAGCUGUUCAAAAACUGAUGAAUACAAAAGAGAGAAUGUUCGACCUGCUUGUCAUGGAAUACUUCUUCAUGAACGAUUGCUUUUUAGGUUUCUCACACAAAUUCAAUGUACCCGUGGUCGCCUUGUCUUCUGUUGGAGGAUUUCACUGGGUAACAGAUGCAGUUGGCGAGCUAUGCACGCCAUCAUACAUUCCUGAUAUUUUUAGCGACUAUACAGACCACAUGACUUUCUGGCAGCGUUUAGAAAACACCGUGGCUCUAAUGUACGCAAGGUACAUUUAUAAUUAUCACUACUUACCGAAAAUUGACGAAAUUAUCGAGAAAAAUUUCAAAGAUCCUACGAUGCCUCGGCUGUCAGCUCUGAGAGCCAACACGUCACUGAUGAUCGUUCAAAGCCACGUGAGCUUCAGUUAUCCCCGACCUCACUUACCCAAUGUGAUUGAGACCGGCGGAAUGCACAUCCAGCAACCAAAGGCACUGCCACAGGACUUAAAGAAUGUAAUGGACAACGCAAGAGACGGAGUAAUAUUCUUCAGCAUGGGAUCUUUAAUAAAGAGUGCAGAUUUUCCACAGGAGUGGGUUCAAACCUUCCUCACAGUCUUUUCUAAACUGAAGCAACAGGUCCUGUGGAAAUGGGAGAACGACACCAUGCCUGGGAAACCAGCAAAUGUGCAUCUGAGAAAAUGGUUUCCGCAGUCUGACUUGCUAGGUCACAAAAACGUGCAGCUUUUCAUUUCCCAUGGGGGACUGCAGAGUUCUUUGGAGGCGACCGCUCGAGGUGUUCCGGUGAUUGGUAUGCCAGUUGCUGCCGAGCAGCGCUAUAACGUCCAGAGGAUCGCCAGCUAUGGAUACGGCAUCAGACUAGAUCUGCAGAACAUCAGUGUUCAGUCCGUGGAGUGGGCUGUUAAUGAAGUUUUAAACAACCCAACAUACCGCGAGAAGGCAGAGCAGCGGUCCCGCCUGUUCUGGGACCGCCCAGAGAGCCCUGUGGAGACGGCCGUCUACUGGACAGAGUACGUGCUGAGGCACCGGGGAGCCCCCCACCUGCGCAGCACCGCCCUCGACCUCAGCUGGUACCAGUACCUCCUGCUGGACGUCGCUGCCCUGCUGCUGUCUGGAGCGCUCCUGGUGCUUAUAGUCACUGUCGUGGCUGUCAGGACACUCUACAGGCUAAUUACAGCAAAAACGUCUUCCUCGCAUCAACAAAAGAGAAAGAAGACCACUAAGAAGGAAUGAAGAAGUCUGCAGAUAACGGUGUCACGCCUCUAUGUCCUCUCGGAACCUAACGUAAACAGAGCCAGCAACUGGCGGUACACUGCUACCACCAUGUUUUGGAGGCUACUCGCAACACUGGACGUUUAGUCUCCAUACGUUUUUACAUAAAACUUGUUUCUGUCUUCUCUGACAUGUCUCUUAAUUUAUUCUUUGAGAUUAUUCUGCACGACCGUGUUUAUCUCGACAUUCCAAGAAAGGAAUUUUGUAGCAGCCUUUUUUCACAUGGCUACAAUUGCUUUGUCUUGCACUUCUCUUGCUCAGCUCGGAUGGUUUAGAAUUCGAGGUAGUAUCUGUUCUCCUCAUUUAGCUGUGUAUCAGUUUUUUCAGUGCUGAUUAUCCAACUGAACCGGAGCGAGACUACACAUUCAGUGAAUUUUCGCCACCUGUAACUAUUUAGUACUACCCUCAAAAAGAGACACCGCGGUGUGUGAAUCAAGAAAUAGCUAAUUUGAAGGUAAUGGCAGUGGCACGUAAAGUGCCCUCCGCCACACGCCGUUGGGUGGCUUGCGGAGUAUAAAUGUAGAUGUAGAUGCAGAUUAUUAUUAAUUACUACAUGUACUGCUGUAAUUGUGUCACAACAAAGGGCGUUUAU
Messenger RNA from Schistocerca cancellata (South American locust), 2815 nucleotides. Its product is annotated as UDP-glycosyltransferase UGT5-like. The coding region runs from base 1 to 2184 and encodes 727 amino acids. Lineage: Eukaryota; Metazoa; Arthropoda; Insecta; Orthoptera; Acrididae. The transcript has 9 exons. Gene Ontology annotation, molecular function: UDP-glycosyltransferase activity. The record is from RefSeq and is a predicted model, not a curated record.